AAUUUUAGAAUUUUUGGAUUUUGGUUAUUAUUUUAUUAUGUGCACGUGCUGUGAGGUUAAAUGAACUAUUCAUUUACUAUGUUUGAAAUCGUACAACAUAUGCAAGUUUAAACUACACUAUAAUACCAAAUAUUCAGUAUGGCUAGUUCACUAAAGGAGGUAUAUGAGAAAACAGGUGAAUAUGAAGCAUUUUAUACUGGAGGCGACAUACAAUGGACUACAGACGGUGGACAAUUUCUUUGUCAGUGUGAUGAUGUGAUAAAAGUUAUUGAUGUCAAUACCUUAUGUAAUACACUCACUAUAGGAGUCUCAACAGAUGAUAAAGAUGGAACCGAUCAAAUAUAUACUUUUAAUAUGUCACAUGACAACCAAACUGUUAUAACUGCACACAAAAGUGGAUUGAUCAAACUUUGGGACAAAGAUAGUGGUAGACAAGUAAAAGUAUGGAAAUCAGGUCACAAAGGGGCUGUGGCUAGGUUAGCUUUCGACUCUAAUGAUACCAAUGUGGCAUCAGGUGGAACAGAUGGAAAUGUAAGACUCUGGGAUAUUACACAUCAUACUUGUACAAGCAGUCUGAAAGGAGCUAUGGGUGUGUUUACAGUCUUAAAAUAUCACCCUGAUUCUUCUAAACAACUUAUUUUUGGAGCUGCAGAUGAUACAAAAAUUAGAUCAUGGGAUUCAAAAACUGGUAAAGACAGUAUAGUAUAUGCUGGACAUUUCAGUAAAGUUACUUCAUUACAAUUUACUCUUGAUGGAGAACAUAUGGUAAGUUCUGGAAGGGAUAGAGUUCUUAUUCUUUGGAAAAUUGGAGAAAGUAAAGCUUUAAGAGUAGUCCCAGUCUAUGAGUGUAUUGAAACAAUUAUACUUAUGCCACCUACUUUUAAAGUUCCAAAUUUUAAGAAGAAAUUAGAGACUGAAGGAAUUUAUGUAGCCUGUGCUGGUGAAAAAGGCGCAGUUAAGAUAUGGAAUGUGCAAAUAAGUCGCCUUAUGUUUGAACAAUCUAACAGUCUUGUAUCACCUUCAACUGAAGAGGGUGGAUUGGCAGUAACACAUUUGCUGUACAAUGAAGCAAGAAAUAUGCUUUCAAUUGCUACAGCUGACCAUAAUAUCAUAAUUCAUGACUUGGAAACAUUCACGUGUGUGAAACAAAUGAUUGGUUUUACUGAUGAAAUAUUAGACAUUAUAUUUGUUGGAAAAGAUGAAACACAUAUUGUUGUUGCUACAAACAGUAGAGAUUUGAAGCACUAUGAAUUAGGUACUAUGAAUUGCAAGUUGAUAAAAGGUCAUACUGAUAUUGUUCUUGCUUUGGCAAAUUUUCCCACCAAACCGAAUGUUUUUGUAUCAUCAGGUAAAGAUAACUCUGUAAGAAUUUGGUUUCAAGAUGAGCAGAAUGAAAUUAAAUGCUUCGGAAUAGGUGUAAGACAUACAGGCUCUGUUGGCUCAGUGUUUACAUCCCAAACUUCUGAUAGAUUUUUUACUUCUGUAAGUCAAGAUAACUGUUUAAAGUUGUGGACUGUACCAGAGGAAGUAGAUAAUAUAGAUCAGAAAAUAAAAUCAAGUCACACUGAAUUGGCUCAUAAUAUGGAUAUCAACUGUGUAGCUGUAUCACCAAAUGACAAAAUAAUAGCAACUGGAUCACAGGAUAAAACUGCAAAACUAUGGACUGAAGAUCUAUCAUUAUUGGGAAUUUUAAAAGGUCAUAGAAGAGGUAUAUGGUGUGUAAGAUUUUCAUCUGUGGAUCAAGUAGUUUUGACAUCUUCAGCAGACAGCACAUUGAAAUUGUGGUCUAUAGCAGAUCUUAGCUGCUUAAAAACAUUUGAAGGGCAUGAAAGCUCUGUUCUAAAGAUAGAAUUUUUAAGUAAAGGCCAGCAAAUUAUAUCAAGUGGAGCUGAUGGUCUGUUGAAACUUUGGAACAUUAAGUCUUCAGAAUGUAAAAUGUCUUUAGAUAAUCACGAUGGCAAAGUGUGGUCCUUAGCUGUAAAUAAAAAUGAAUCAGUUAUUAUCACUGGAGGGUCUGAUUCUAAACUAGUUACAUUAAAAGAUGUAUCAAUGGAAAAACGAGAAAUAUCAGCAAAAGAAAGAGAAGCUCUUAUUCUCCAAGAGCAAGAGCUUUUGAAUUUGUUACAUGAUAAAAAACUAGUUAAAGCACUUAAAUUAGCAAUCAGAAUGGAAAGGCCUUUGCAUGUGCUAAAAAUAGUUAAUGAAGUUUUGAAAUAUGGUAAAGAUAAAUUAUCUGAUACUUUAAAAGAAAUAAAUAAUACACAAAAAGAAACAUUACUAAGAUUUGCAGCUGAAUGGAAUACAAAUAACAAGAAUUGUCAUGCUGCUCAGUUGGUAUUUUAUGUUUUAGCCCCUGAAAUUAUUUCAGGUAAUCUAAAAGUGUCAUCUUUAGCAAGCCUUGUUGAAGGUACACUACCAUAUACUGAAAGGCAUUUUGAAAGGUUAACAAAUUUAUUGCAAGACCUGAAUUUCAUUUCAUACACUGUUAACUGUAUGCAACCUCAUGCUGUUAAAAAUGUUGAAUAAUAUGAAUAUUAUAAGAGUAUUGACAUCAA
Messenger RNA from Bicyclus anynana (squinting bush brown), 2555 nucleotides. Its product is annotated as transducin beta-like protein 3. Gene Ontology annotation, biological process: endonucleolytic cleavage to generate mature 5'-end of SSU-rRNA from (SSU-rRNA, 5.8S rRNA, LSU-rRNA); endonucleolytic cleavage in 5'-ETS of tricistronic rRNA transcript (SSU-rRNA, 5.8S rRNA, LSU-rRNA). The transcript has 2 exons. Gene Ontology annotation, cellular component: nucleolus; small-subunit processome; 90S preribosome. The coding region runs from base 139 to 2526 and encodes 795 amino acids. The record is from RefSeq and is a predicted model, not a curated record. Lineage: Eukaryota; Metazoa; Arthropoda; Insecta; Lepidoptera; Nymphalidae. Gene Ontology annotation, molecular function: protein binding; U3 snoRNA binding.